Solenopsis invicta (red fire ant) is the source of this 9100-nucleotide messenger RNA. It is a transcript of the gene FoxP, whose product is annotated as forkhead box protein P1. Bases 824 to 3655 code for a protein of 943 amino acids. Lineage: Eukaryota; Metazoa; Arthropoda; Insecta; Hymenoptera; Formicidae. The transcript is spliced from 17 exons. Gene Ontology annotation, molecular function: DNA-binding transcription factor activity, RNA polymerase II-specific; RNA polymerase II cis-regulatory region sequence-specific DNA binding. Gene Ontology annotation, cellular component: nucleus. The record is from RefSeq and is a predicted model, not a curated record. Gene Ontology annotation, biological process: regulation of transcription by RNA polymerase II.
UUCGCGGCUAAGCGGUGCCGAGCGUCGCACAGUCGCGACGGCAGCCACCGGCGCGCGGUUAUACCCCCUUUUCUUCAAACCUGCACACGCAACCCCGCACCGCUACGUUCGGCGCACGUUUUGCCUGUCUCCACGACGGCGAGGGAACGUUGCCCCAGGUUGCGAGAGAGAGGGCGUCCUCCGCGGCCGCCUGCCGCCACCCCCCUCCGGCAUUCAUCCCCGGAGAAAGAGAGAGAGAGAAAGAGAGAGCGAGAAAGAGACAGGGAGAAAGAGAGAGAGAAAGAGGGAGGGAGAGAGAGGGAGAAAGAGAGCGGCGUCGCCGUCGGCGUCUUCGAGAAUCGGUUGCCUCCUUUCAUCAGGGCAACGGCGGCGUCCGAUCCGGCAUCGUUCUUUUAACGUCGCGGCGGUGCACGUGGCGCGCGCGGCACGCGGUGCUUCGAGAGAAAGAGAGAUAGAUAGGUAGACAGUUAGGUGGAUAGGUAGCAAGCGCGAGAGCUAGAGAAGUCGAGAAGACUGAGAGGGCGAGGGGAGAAAGAGGAAAAGAGAAAGAAACAGAGAGAGAGAGAGAGAGUGGUACAGAGGGAGGAGAGAGAGGCGGAAAAGGGGUAGAGGUGACAGAGAGACCGAAAGGGGGCGGGCGGGAGGAAAGAGGGUAGAGACGAAAAGAAACGGAGGAGCUGCGUCCCGACGGAUAGAGGAAAUCAACAAAGAGAGCCAAAAGGAGCGUCGUAUCUUCCUUCCAUUUUUUUCUGUCAAUCCUAUCACGUAAAGAAGGACGGAGGAACCGAAGGCCACGAGUGAACCGACGAGGAGGAAGCGGGACAUGCUGGAACCACGCUGGAGACCCGUCCAGGGACACAUUGGUGAAAAUCCGUUCGACAACGGUUCGUGGGGAAAGGAGCACUUUCAGCCAUCGACAGUUCCCUGGCAGCUGAAUCCGCGCAGCCACGGUCGUCCUAGUGACGAUGGCAUAAUGGAUCAUGACACAGACGGAGACGGCGCGAUCAACUUGUCAACGUCACAACGACCCUCCGCCGCCACCACCCCUAAUGGUGAUACUCCCACUUACGGCCAAGAUCAACAAGACAACGAUCAGGCUACUUCGCUGUUUGCAGCCCUGAAGCAGCAGCAACAGCAAUCGCGCGACAGCGUCUUCUCGUCGCGGGACCGCGAGUGCCGCGACAGGGAUCGCCUAUCUACGGUCCGUAAUCGCGACUCCGGUAGAGGCAAUAUAACGGAGACCGGCAGCGGCGGCGGAGGCGGCGGCGGCGGCGGUGGCAGCGGCGUUGCUGAUCAACAACAGCAACAGCAGCAGCAAGAUCUUAGCAUCGAGUACCAAAGCAAUGGGAAGCUCAGUCCCGCCGGACACGCAGUGACACCAGCACCCAUGACCCAGCAAAAGCAACCAAUCAUCACGCAGCAGUCGCAACAGCCUAGCUCAGGGGCACCGGGGCCCCAACCUAGCCCGCAUCAGAGCCCGCAAGCCCCACAGAGGGGUUCGCCGCCGAAUCCUUCCCAGGGCCCGCCACCCGGUGGCCCGCCAGGGGCUCCGCCGUCGCAGACCCCCUCGCAGAUGAUGCUCAGCUCGGCGAGCGGCCUUCAUCAGAUGCAACAACUGCUGCAGCAACACAUACUCAGUCCCACGCAACUGCAGUCUUUUAUGCAGCAGCACACGUUGUACAUGCAGCAACAGCAACAGCAACACCAUCAGGAUUCAUCUUCCGAUCAUGCAUCUAAUCAGGAGCGGUUCGGUUACUUCUCCUCUUUAAAGAAUCAUCAGCAUCAGCUGGCUGAGCUCAAUAAGAAGCAAUUGGAGCAGGCAAUGCAGCAACUGCAGGAGCAAUUGCAGCUGAACUUAUUUCAGCAGACGCAUUUAUUGCAAACGGCGGACAAAAAGAAAGCAUCGGCGCCUCUCCAGCAACUAGCGAUUCAGCAACAGCAGCUGAUACAGCAACUGCAAAUUACACAAAGGCAAUAUCUGUUGCAGCAGGGGCUGAGUCUUCAAGGCCAUAAUCCUUCUUCAGGUUUGCCACCAAGUGAUAAUCUACCGUCAUGGAAGUCAGAGCCCUCGGAUACGCCGGAAUCUCAUCAGAAUUCCAAUGUGCCGAAAUCCAAUUCUGGAUUGAACGGCAUUCUGAAUUCGAUAGCUUCGAGCCGACGGUCCGAGGUGAACGGCACAACACCGAUGGACGAGAAGCCGCUGGAUGCCUCCUGCAACGACAAGGUUCAUCCCCUCUAUGGCCAUGGGGUUUGCAAGUGGCCAGGCUGUGAAGUAAUUUGUGAAGACUAUCAAGCAUUCCUUAAACACUUAAAUACAGAGCACACAUUGGAUGACCGAUCGACAGCACAAGCCAGGGUCCAGAUGCAAGUAGUGUCGCAGCUAGAAAUUCAGUUGCAAAAAGAGCGAGAUCGACUAGGUGCCAUGAUGCAUCACUUGCACAUGGCAAAACAAAUGGCUUCCCCGGAACCGCCAAAGUCAUCCGAGUCAUCGACGGGCUCAAAUUUACCAAAGCUAAAUUUUUCCACUGCGCUAAUGAGUCAGCCGCCACCCAAUUUCGGGGUCUCUCAGGUGUCACCAGUAUCCAUGUCCGCGCUGGUGUCCGCCGUGAGGUCGCCCGCGGGUGGUCAGCUACCUCCGUCGUUAAACACCCCCGUUGGCAGUGCCCCGAUGCCGCUUCCGACCAUACCCAACAUGUCCAGUUUACCGCCCAUGCCCAACAUGCCUGGCAGCAUGCCAAGUAUGGCUGGCCCAAUCAGACGGCGUAUCAGCGAUAAAUCGGCUCUUUCUUUGGCAGGAGGACUGUAUGACGAGGGCACUGUAAGGCGCAGAGUAGCCGUCGAUAGAUCUGGAAUAGAUAUUAACGAAGAAAUUCAGCGAAAUAGAGAAUUCUACAAGAAUGCAGACGUCAGACCGCCGUUCACGUAUGCAUCCUUAAUUCGGCAGUCUAUCAUCGAAUCACCCGAGAAGCAGCUGACGCUCAACGAAAUUUACAACUGGUUCCAAAACACAUUCUGCUACUUCCGGCGCAACGCAGCAACGUGGAAGAACGCGAUCCGCACCAAUCUAUCAUUGCACAAGUGUUUUGUGCGCUAUGAGGACGACUUCGGGUCAUUCUGGAUGGUGGACGACGCCGAGUUCGUAAAGCGGCGGCAUCUGUCCCGCGGCCGCCCCAGGAAAUAUGACCCAACCCCAUCACCCACUCCACCCCACCUCUCCGCACAGGGUGUACCAUCGAAGAGCCCAACACUGACGCAUAGUCCAACUAUGUACGGUGACGCGCUUAACGCCAACCUGCAGUAUUUCCAGGCGCUCGGAGAGUCUAACAUGGGAUUUUUGAAUCCGAUGUGCACGUCAACAGCGACAAGUCCUGAUAAGGAACAUGUGUUACCUCAUAACGACUUAAUGUCGCCGCUGGAUGAACCGGCCGUGCACAUAAAGCAGGAGAGCCAGAGUCCGGAAGGAGGGAAGCAUACGAGAUUAAUAAAGCGCGAGCUGCCGGACGGGCCCAUGGAGCAGGAGACGGAGGAGGAUCAGGCGGACGAGAGAGAAUACUCGGAGAGCCACGGCCACGACUCCGGCCAGGAUGAGGAUAUCGCGGAGGACCUGUCGAUGGCGCCCGACAUAAUGAUCCCGGAGGAUCAGGUCGAGGCGUAGUAUCGCUCCGUCGCAAUGAACCGAUAAAAACGAGAUGUAUACUAAGUGUCCCGUUUGUUCGGUCGCGCGAAGAGAGAGGAGCCCCUUCUACGUUGACCAGGGUAGAGUAGAGGACGGAGGUAGAUGAACGAGGAGCGAGUAAAAUGGGAAGAGCAGAGAUUCGAAGAGGAACGACGAAGGCCCUCCAGGACCACCCACUCCCUCCGCACUCCUUCUUCGUACGAGUCCCCCCUCAACGUAUCAUAUCUGUGCCGCGACGUCCCAAUGGCGGCUUUAAGGUAACGAUAAAGGAGCCAAUCGAAUUUGUGAGAAGGACACUGUGUCGAUUUAAGCGGCGACGGUGGCGGACGACGUACCACCGAUGUCUCACAGCAGCGUCGACGUCCGACGUCCGGAGCGUCGUAAUCUCGGCGAUAUUUUCGGGAGCGAGAUCCUUCGAUCCAUAUCCUUACUCAAGCAAUUGCGAACAACGAUGUAUUUUAUUUUCCUCUCGAUCUUUUUUCCGUUCCGGAGCCGCGGUUAUAUCUAAUAGACACAUAUACAUAAAAUAUAUACAUAUAUCUUUCUCUCUCUCUCUCUCUCUUUCUCUCUCUCUCUCUCUCGUGUACAUUGCAUUAGAAAUUAAUGUAGCGACGAUAGGGCACCGCGCACGGCGCGCCUUGCGGUCGGCGCGCCUUACCGGGCGCCCCGGAAAUGCGACGGGAAGCACCCUUCGCCGGAGGAACCGAUGGCUUCGCGAUUUAUGCACGCGUGCAUAGAUGAGAUAUUCGCUAUGACGAGCCACUCCAUCAAGUUCUAAACUUUUUUUGCAUUUUAUCGAAUGAGCACAAAAUUUUAUUACAAUUGAUUAUAAACAAAAAAAAAGAUAUGUAUAUAUAUAUUUACAUAUACAGGAUGUUCCGUAAUUGGUAACACAACCGGAAACGGGAUUCUGUAUGAAGAAAUAAAUCGAAAACGUGGAAUAAAAUUUUUUCACACGAUGCAUUGAUUUCCGAGAAUUUGAAAAUUGUUACACUUUGACAUAAAAUAUUUCGUAAACUAUUUAUUUUUUGGUAACGAUAUUUUUACGCACAGAAUAAUGAGCUGAAUCAGCAGAAUGAAGUUAUAACGCAAACAUAUAUGAUUUUAAAAAAAUUAUACUAUACGCAAUAUUCAAUUAUAUAUUUUUUAAAGGCAAUUGUGUACUUUCUUUAUAUUGAUUGAUUCAUCUCGUUAUUGCAAUUAUCAAAAAAUAAAUAGUUUAUGAAGUAUUUUGUAUUUUAUAUCAAAAUGUGUCAAUUUUUAAAUUCGAUUACCUUGGAAAAAUGACGCAUCAUACGAAAAAAUUUUAUUCUACGUUUUCGACUUAUUUUAUCAUAUAGAAUUACUCUCUUUUUCGCAAUUCUCAGUUACGAACUGAAAUACUCUGUAUAUGUUGAGUGAAAUAGUUUAUACUAUACGAUAUUUUGUACUUUGCAUUCAAAGGAAGUUAAACUGUUUUCGUUUUAAUUACAAACGUAAUUAUUCGAUAAUUCGCUAAUUGUCUAAAUUGUUUCGCAUACGAAAUAACGUGCCAUAUUCGUCGGUACCUUUCAACAAUUCGGAUCUUUUGAUAAAAUCUAAAUCGCAAGGGAAGCAACGCGCGGUUCCGCCGGAGAAGCGAAUCGAUCGGACAGUCCGGCGGGAUUAAAUCUAGGAAAUAAAUCGAUGAAGCCGUGAUGGUAGUGGUGGUGGUGGUGGGUACGUACGGGAGCGACUGAGUUUAGUCUUUAAGGCGUUCGCUCAGCGAGCGAAGAGCAUUGUGUUAUUCUCGCGAUUAAGCGGGUCCUCCUACCCUCGAAGAGGCCCCGGUGUAUCAAACACACGCGGAUACACAAUACACACGGACGUGCGCGCAUACACACAUGCAUACACAGAGGCACGCACGCACACAUACACACGCUACACACACACACACACACACACACACACACACACACACACGCACACAAAUUAAAGUAAGAAUCGCAUCCGUGACGAAACCGGAUGCGUCCCGGCGUACCCGUCCGCUACACUUGGUAGCACUCUGUAUAGUCUAGCGAAGUUGAUCGUAAGUAGUUUCGUAUUCAUUAAAUGAUAAUUAAUCGGUCGAAGAGAAAGAAGAGAACAGCCGAGAGGCGGUCGAUGUGUUUGUAAAUGAGCGCUACGAUACGCGAUACACGCGUGCGCGCGUGAGAGACGAUCUUUCAAAUUACUUUCCGAUCGAGUCGGUCAGGAAUCCCGCGAUGCAGAACGAUAUUAUAGGUGUACGUAGCUCCGCGCGACACGAUCGAUGACACUCGAGCGAACGCUACGAACCAGGGAUAAGUGGGAAGAUCGCUAACGCGACGUUUUAUAUUAUUAACGUAUAUACACCACACGGCAAACGAAAUUCCAGAUUUGGCGCUAACAUCUCGACGGAUUUUUUUGUACGAUAAAUAUAUAUAUAUAUACAUAUAUCAUUGUUUCUAAGGUAUAGGAUAGACUCAGCACCGUGGCGAGAUGGUGCUUUUCAGGUUCCAACGCAUUGAAAGCUAGCAUUUCAACGUCUUGGACAAUUAACGUAAAAAUUUCGAGUUGUUAGGUAUUACGCGUUCAAGAAGAUUAUAUUAUAGUUAUUAGCACUUCCUUCUGUGAUACGUGACGAGUAUAUAGUAAGACCACUAUAUUUAAUUAUAUAUAUACAUAUAAUUAAGGGACUUAUAUAUAUAUCUAUACGUUACAAGUCGUUUUUGGUUGCUAAGUCUAUUGUAUAUCAACGUUUCCGUAUCAAUUACAGGCAAUUGAUGUAUGUCACGCUAUAUCGAAUCGAAUGUGGAAAAAAAAUAUUGCAUAAGACGAUGGCAAGGUAUCACGUUAAUGAUCUCCCUACUUCUCUAAGCAUGAAGUCUAUAAAUAAAUUAAAAAGGUACUAUGCAUAUAUACAUAUAUUAAUACGUAUACGUAUCGAAAUUGUAAGGAAUUAGAUGUCGACAGCCCUCUCCAUCCAAAUUUUCUCCCCCAUCCCCGUCCAAUCCUAGUCCUAUAUGCACCACACACACACACACACACACACACACACACACACACACACACACACACACACACACACACACACACACACACACACACACACACACACACACACACACACACACACACACACACACACAAUCGAGGCCAGUAAAUCUUUUGUAAAGUGCGCGGUUUCCGAAUCCCGAAACGCAAGUGUAGAAUCUAUACGGCAAAUACUUUAAAUUGUACUGAUAAUUUUUCAAAUUUCUCUUGAGCUGUCAGUAUAUCUUUGGUCUCUCUGUGUAUUUUCAACACAUUUGUCCAGCUUUAAAGCUUGUUUAAUCACACAAAACAUUUGCAUCAAUUCUGUGCAAUGACUGGUGGAGACGAAAGGCACACUUAUAUAUUUUGUUAGAUCGUAACGAAGUAUUUUGUACAAUUUAGAAAUUUAUUUACAAGUUAUUAUUUACAAGAAAUAUAAGUAAUGUUUUAUCUUGAAAUAUAUUUAACUUUGAGUUAAAUAGAACUUUGUGGCAUCGUCAAAUAUUGUAGGAUGUUAAAAAAAAGGGUUGGAAGAGAAUCUUCCACAUUAUUCAAUAUCUGUUGUCACAGUUGUCCAAUUUUAGUUUUAAUUGUGAAUUUCAAUUACAACGAUUCUAAUUUUAUUGAUUGUUUUACUUGCGAUGUGAAUAAGAAAGGAGAAGAUAUUAAGUUAAGGUUUUACGGCCAAAAUAAAAAAAAUAGAGAUGUACAAAUUAUACAUCAUAUUAAAGAUCUACUUAAGCGGAGUCGAGUGGUGUACUAAUUAACUUGGAAGAAAUAUUAGAAACAUGGGAGAAAUUUUUAUUUCGUCUUUGAAAUUCUUAAAUUUAAAUCUAAAAAAACAUUAUAAAACUUUUACAGUAAAUACUAUAUGCAUAUCUUCAGGAUAUAUCAUAGUAACGCACGGAGGUAUUAAAAGUAUAAAAAAAAAACAAUGAUGACACUUUCAUGUUUUAUUAGGCUGCGUUCCACUUGACACUCGUAACGCUUGCAAGCAUUAUUUGUCCUUGAUUAGCAUUUGAUAAACAACAAAGAUGAAAUGAUUCAACAAGCGUUACGAACGAUAAGCAGAACUGAUUGUGACUAAUGAUCUACUUGGAGAUUUUCCAACGAUUGGCAAGCCAAGAGUCGAAAAAUUGUUUGAUUUUAAAUCCUAGCUUCAAAUAACGAACAUGCUUACUUGUAUACGCGUUGAAAUAAUAAUAAAAUUUUUAUUGUUCAAUUCUUAAUUUUUUUUUAAUAAAUAUGAUAGCAUAUUUAUUGUUUUUGAUUAUGCUUUCUUUCAUGUUUCCUCAAGGUAAGCGAUAUACCAUUCGACUCUGUUUAAGUAACUUUUUAAUACGAUAUAUAAUUUAUACAUCUUGAAACGUUUUUAUUUUAGUCGAAAAAACAAUCUCAACUUAACAUCCUCCUUUCACGACGAGUCUUUUUUAGGCGAGCGAUGCUAAUUGUAAAACGAGUUUUGAGAAGGUAACGUGACAUUGUUUUUCGCGCGUCGUCUCUUCUAAAUGGUAUCUUUCUUUUCACUAUUAUUGUUGUAAAACAAGCAGUCAAAAUCCGGCAUCUUGAACUACAAUUAGUUUGGAGCUCACAAUAAAAACUUCCAAAUUUUUGCAGUCUAGUUAUAAGUUGCAGAAGUAACGUUAAAUUUGAUUAAAGGAUGAUACUAUUCAUCCUUUGUCUCUAUUCGUCAGUCCACUCGUCAAUAAGCACAGGUAUCUUUUUUUUCAUUUCGAGGAACUGAAUUGUAAUAACGAGAAUUUAUAGAGUACUUCGUUAAACAAUCAAAUAAAAAUAAAAAGAUAUGAUAUUAUUGAUAUGCUACGAAUAUUACAAAUUUUGUAUUUAAAUUGGAAAUUUUUGACGGUCAAAAUAAUUGACUAGACGUGCACAUAUAGCUUGAGUAAAUCUUUUUCCGUAAGUUGUCUGCAAUUUUUAUUAUCACAACUUUUUAUACACAUUGCAUAUUUGCAAUAUAUGCUGUUAAAUAGCUUUAUUUAGUUAUUGCAAUCAUUGUUUUAUUAAAAAAAAACAUCAAAUAAAAGAAACAUUUAUUAUAUAUUAAUAAAAAAUACUUAUAUGUUAAAAUUAUUAAUUACAUAUUAAUAAUUUAUUACUAAUUAUAAUUUAAAAAAACAUUUCUUCAUUUUCAUAAUUAAUUGUUGAACAUUGACAGAGUAAAACAUUGCUAGAAUUGUGUAAAUUUCGCGUUUCAAGUGAGAUAAGUAACUUUAAAUCGAUACGGCCCAGCUUUAAUUAACAAGACAUACAUAUCUGCGUUGUGAGGCUUGACAGACUUGUCGCUAAAUAAUUUAAAAACAAUGAAAUUGAUAUUUGCAUGUACUUGUCCCGAGUGUAAAUCUCUCCGCACGGUUAAGAAGAAUAAUUAAAUCACACGCGCAUAGAAGGAAA